AUGACGAUCACCAAGAGCCGCGGAGCCACGAAGAGGCUAGGCCCUAUCAGCAUGGGCAGCAAGAUCGUUCGAUUCCGAGUCAAAAACAUCGACCGCCGCUUCACUGUGCACGAGGAUCUCAUCUGCAAGACAUCCAAGUUCUUCAAAGACCGCCUACAGAAAGCCCGCAAGCCGGUGAAAGGUGAGUGCUUUGUCUGCACUGAAGACCUGGAUCCGAAGAUAAAGGACCUCACCUUCUGCGCAAUGUGCGGCCAAAACGUCCAUGUUAGCUGCAUCGAGCGGUGGAAACAGACAGCUAGCAUCCAAGGCAACGAUCGUUCGCUCCCGACCUGCCCCAUGUGCCGCCAUGUCUGGGAGAAUGAGUCCUUGCUCACGCACCUCCGUUUGACUGAUAGCCUGGAACCCGAGUCAGUUCAAGUUUAUCUCGACUGGCUCUACUCCGGCACUGUUCAUAUCGAUGCCGCCAUCUCACGCGAUACAGACACUUACAAUGUUUGUAUCCUCCAAGCCUGGGAGGUCGCCAGCGUUGUGGAAGAUGAGGUAUUCAAGGACAAGAUAAUUCAAACCUGGUUCACAGAGCGUAGGAUGGACUUUUACAGAGAUACUGUCCAGUGGGCAUUUGUGGAAGGUAGAGGCAAUGAUGAGAUCAGAGCCUUUGUUAUCGAAGACUUUCUCCGUUUCUUAGAGCCAGGAUGGUUCAAGAACUACUCUGCGGGGUGGCCGAGGGUGUUUUCGGUGGCACUUGCAGAUGCGGCUCUUGAUAGAAUGGAGGACCACACGACCUAUAAAGGGCUGAUGAGGAAGUACAUGGCAGCGAGAAGUGGACAGUGACCCCGAGACGGUACAGGAGCCUGCAGGGCCUGCUGUUC
Messenger RNA from Dothidotthia symphoricarpi CBS 119687, 869 nucleotides. RefSeq lists its product as uncharacterized. NCBI's taxonomy places the organism in Eukaryota, Fungi, Ascomycota, Dothideomycetes, Pleosporales, Dothidotthiaceae. Gene Ontology annotation, molecular function: ubiquitin protein ligase activity. Bases 1 to 831 code for a protein of 276 amino acids. The transcript has 2 exons. The record is from RefSeq and is a predicted model, not a curated record.